This is a messenger RNA of Zeugodacus cucurbitae (melon fly), 4947 nucleotides long. RefSeq names its product protein dead ringer (gene retn). Gene Ontology annotation, cellular component: nucleus. NCBI's taxonomy places the organism in Eukaryota, Metazoa, Arthropoda, Insecta, Diptera, Tephritidae. Gene Ontology annotation, biological process: regulation of transcription by RNA polymerase II. Gene Ontology annotation, molecular function: DNA binding. Bases 1253 to 4456 code for a protein of 1067 amino acids. The record is from RefSeq and is a predicted model, not a curated record. The transcript has 11 exons.
GUUGGUCACACUCAUUCGUGUCUGGAUCGUUGUCGCUCAAACAACACAGUGUGUAGUUUAUUUUUUUGCUGCAGCGGGUUAUUUGCCAAUUGCUGAUUACAAUUGGAAUUCGAUUGCGCGGAGGCGUUAAAGUAGCAGGCGAUUCAGUGAAAGAUUGCGCGAAGAAGUAGGAAAAAAAAAGUUUAUAUAAAAGUACUAAUUACCAGAAAUUAUUAAAUUUACAACAACAAUGUUAUGUAAACAUAACGGUAAAAAGUAAAGGAUUAUGAAAAGAGAAAAUAUUAAAGAUGACAAUGACAACAAACUGUGUGUGAAAACAUUUUAAAGAAAAAAAAAUAAUAUAAAAAACAAAUAACGGUGCAGUGAUUGUUCGUGUGAAUUUACGUAGGUGACAAAAUAAACAAAAUCGAAAAAAUAAAUGUUUUUAUAUUGAAAUUGUAUAAGAAAACUGCAAGUGGAUUUCAUUAAACGUAUUUACGGGGAAAAAAGUGUUGUUCUACGCAAAAAAAAAUAUUAUUGCGAAAAAUAUAGUUGACUUUCACAACAAACAUCAAUUGCGUAUUUUCAAAUCAAGUUCAGAGUACAAUUUACAACUACAACAGCAACAAGAUUAAAACUCUGUGCUACGCCGCUUACGUAGUAGGUGUUGCAGUUUUAUAAGCGUCGGCGAUCGUGACGCCCGCGUUGUCAGUCAGCGCAGCUUCAUUGUUUUGAUUAACGCUGCAAAGCAUUUUUAACGGUACACCAGCUGUACACUGGUCAUCGUAUUGAGUAUUGUUAUUGUAAAUCGACGAUCAACAGGCGCUGGACAUUGAAACAGGAACACUGCACGGCAAUCAAAGAUAUCUAUUAUUUUCGUUGUGUGUUUGUUGUUAUUGUGUAACGGACGCAAGUGUAAAGAUUUUUAAGAUUUUACUUAUGCAAUUUGACAAGACAAAUUUAUAAAUUUUAAGAUUUUAUAAAAAGCACAAGCCAGUGACAAUUGGACCACAUUUUUGACAAUCACAACAACAGAAGAUUUGUAAGCAAUUUCGAGUGAGUGCAAAAUAUUGAACAGCUGCUCAAAUUAAGCGUUUUCUCUAUUAUUCACCUAAAGUUAUCCUCGCCAAACUGUGCUCUUGUGUGAGUGAAUGUGUGUAAAUAAAAUAAUUGUAAUAAAAUAAGCGUAAUAUUAUUUUUUGUGACAAAUUUGUGUAAAAAGUGUAGCGCGUGGCACAAUAAGAAGUGUGGCAAAAAAGUGUUUCUCUUAUAAAUGCAAUUAUAUAAUAUGGAUUGUACUGGCCGUCGUUCAAAUCAAAGUGAACGUGAUCCAGAUUUAGGCGAAGAUUUGUCUCGUGACAUCGCAUCGGACGAUGAUAUACGCGAUUGUGAUUCGAUCGAUGGUGAUCAUCAUGUAAUUCGUGCAAAAGGCUUAAAUGUCGCAACAUUGAAACGCCAACACAGCAACAGCAAUAACAGCAGCAACAACAAAAAUAGAAAUAUACAUAGCAAUCAUAAAAAUAACAACAACAACAACAGCUCUAGUGCAUUUGUUGGUGAUAUGAGUUUUGUUGGCAACGCCAGCAGUGUUAGAGUCGGUGUUGGCAGUGGCAUGGGUGUGCGUAGUCCCGAUCAUCACGCUGAUCUACAAAUGAGUCAUCAUCACCAAUUUCCGACAAAUCAUCCGCUAAAUGCGCUCGGUAAUUUCAUGGGCAUUGGCGGUCUACAUGGCAUUCCAAAUCUACAACACAACGAUGUGCUGGAGAAGUUAAAGAUGCAAGUUCGUGAUAUGAAAGUGGGUCUAAUGGAACAAGAUUACGCAGCUGCUGCGCAUGCGGCUGCCUUUGGGCAAAAUCUAUUACCCACCAGCUUGAAUCCCGCAUUCUCAAUGCCGCCCACGUCGAUGGCUCAGUUCGAGCAUCGCGCACAGAGCCUCGCUGCACAAGCGGGCGGUGGCGGCGGCGGCAAUGGUGGUGGUGGUGGUGGUGGCGGUGUUAUUGGUAUCAAUGCUGGCGUUGCCAAUGGUAAUUCACAAAAUUCACAACACACCGGUGGCAAUAAUAAUGUGGGCGUGAGCGGCGCGUCAUGUUUGACGAAUGGUGGCACCGGUUUGCUUGGCGGUGGCGCUAACGGCAGUGGCGGCGGCGGGCCGAGUAUGGGCGGUAGUGGUGGUGGUGUUGGCGGUGGUAGCAGUGGUAACGGAGGUUUCUCAUUCACCUCACCAACGGCGCCGAGCUCCAAGGAUGUCAACCCUGCAUCGAAUUCUUCCACAUCCAGCGAAGCUUCCAAUUCUUCGCAGCAAAAUAAUGCCUGGAGCUUCGAAGAGCAAUACAAGCAAGUUCGACAGCUUUACGAGAUCAACGAUGAUCCGAAAAGAAAAGAAUUUCUGGAUGACUUAUUUUCAUUUAUGCAAAAGAGAGGCACACCCAUCAAUCGCUUACCGAUAAUGGCGAAAUCGGUUUUGGAUUUAUACGAGCUAUAUAAUUUGGUUAUAGCACGUGGCGGUCUUGUUGAUGUUAUCAAUAAGAAAUUAUGGCAGGAAAUCAUUAAGGGUCUACAUUUACCCUCAAGCAUAACAAGUGCGGCAUUCACAUUGAGAACACAAUACAUGAAAUACCUUUAUCCAUACGAAUGCGAUAAGAAGAAUCUGAGCACACCGGCUGAGCUGCAGGCGGCCAUUGACGGCAAUCGGCGUGAGGGUCGUCGCUCCAGUUACGGGCAAUACGAGGCUAUGCAUACUCAAAUGCAAAUGCCGCAAAUUGGACGUCCAACAUUGCCGGGAAGCAUACAGCAAAUGUCACCGUUGGCGCUUGUCACACACGCCGCCAAUAAUCAGCAAGCGCAAGCCGCGGCUGCAGCUGCCGCCGCACACCACAGACUGAUGGCGCCCUCCUUCGGUCAAAUGCCAAAUCUGAUGACGCACGAAUUUGAGCAGCGCAUGAUGGAAUAUAUCAAAUUGAUACAGGUGAAGAAGGAGCAGCAGAACAACGCCGCUGCGGCGGCGGUGGCGGCAGCUGCAGCUGCUAGUGGCAAUGUGGGCGGUGUUGUGGGUGCCGAUGCAGCGGCUUUGGCGCGUGUCAGUGCAGCUGGCAGCGGUAAUGCGGCGCACAUGAAACAACAGCAGCAUCAACAUUCAGCAAGUCCGGAACCUGUCAAUCAUGAGGCUAUGAACGCAUUGGAUAUUUCGCGCGUCGCAUUUUGGCAAAUGUAUCACAACAACACCAGCCCGCCAACAUCGAUAAACACCUCACCACAGGGAAAUGUGGCCGGAGCGGCGAAUAUCGGUGGAGUAAAUGCAAUGGGCGUGCCAAGUCUAAACGAACAAAACAGUGAAGCACUCAACCUUUCCGACUCACCGCCAAAUAUCAACAACAUCAAACGCGAGCGUGAACGCGAACAAUCGCCGGAGCCAUGCGAUCGCGACGAUUUCCAUAACCAAUCACCGCCAGCGAAACGUGGUGCACUCAACUUCCCAACUGGUUUUUAUCUACCACCCGGCAUGGCUGCAGCAGCAGCAGCCGCGGCUGCCGCCAAUUUCCAUCAACAGAACCACAGCAACAAUCAUCUGCCACAAGACUCCGAUGGUGAGGAUGGCGAUGAUGACGCUGAUACGCACAACACCACCAACAACUCAAUGGCACAAGACGAAGAGUCCGAACGCCCAGCAUUGAAUGGUCAUCAUCUUCAACAACAUCAUCUCCAUCAGCUGCAUCACUUGCCACACAAUCUACAAAUGCCCCACCAUCAACAUCUCGUCAACAAUACGAGCGGCAAUCAUGACAAGUCUGAUGACUCGGCCAUCGAAAAUUCUCCCUCGACCAGCGCGGUUUCGGCUGGUGGCGGUGGCGUCGACAGCGCCAAUGACAAUGGUGCUUGUGGUGGCAGUGCGAGCGGUCACAUUUCACCGGUGUCUACAAAGAAGAUUCACCUGUCGAAGCAACAAAAUAAUGGUGGCGCAUCAGCGAUGGAUUGCAGCAGUGGUGGUGCUGGACGCGCUCAAUCCAAUAGCCCCAGUUUAGGUGGCGUGGAAGACGCAUUAAAUCUGCUUUCGGGCAUGCAAUUCCGUGUGGCGCGUAAUGGCACCAACGCUAAUGGCGAACAACAAUUGACUGUAAACCUCGAAUUGAAUGGCGUUAAGUACUCGGGUGUACUAAUCGCCAAUACCGCUAACAAUACCAACUCCAGAGCUCCUUCAGUAGCGGAUCUUCAGCAAAAUAAAAGCGAACUCAUGGAGAACAACGAAUUAACAGAUGCGACAGCAGAUGAGGCAAAAGAUAUGAGCGCGGGUGGUACCAGUGGUGCCGACGCUGACAUCGAAGAUGAGGACAUGGCUGAUAUGGCCAGCACAACCAGCACUGACGAAGCUUCGCCAACAAAAUUGAACAAAAAUGUUGGCAACGCUUUAACAGCAAUCAAUAAUAACGGUGCGCUAAAUGACAGUAACGUUAUAAGUGAUACCGUUAUGUCGGCGUCUUAAAAGAAGCUACAUAGUAGUGUAGGGAAGGCGCAAGUGCUAGGGAGAGAAUUAAAUAGUAACAGAAACAGAAACUGAAUAGGGGAACAGAAACAGAAACAUACCUAAAUGGUACUGUGUAUGUGUGUUUGUAGCGCUGCAGCGCACACAACGGAGCAGCUGCUAAGCAAAAUGAAUUCCAAAAUAUCCACAAUAUGCCCUGCGCUUGCCACAUAGAGUUGGUGGGGCGGCUAAGCGUGGGAACAACAAAACUAUAAAAAAUAAACUAGACGCUUAAGUUGUAUAUUUACGCUAAAAUUUAGAAAACGAUAAAGACGCAUAUAAUUAUUGUAUAUAUAGCAACAUGCGCAAGUGAGUGAUAAGUUCAUUAUAAGAAAACAAAUACCUAAAUAUUUUUUGGUUCUGUUGGUGAAAGUGCUGUUGCACCCAAGACUAGAAAUCCAAAAAAAGUUGGCAUGGAAACGUGAAACCGUAACUGACCCAAAACAAGAUAU